AUGCACCCACCAACCAUGUCGAAUAAACAGACUCAAACUUCACUUUCGGGGACUGACUUCGGAUCGGCCGAUGAUUCAGCCAGCAUGAGAACUUUGUUCGAAGAUGCAAGGACAUACCAAUUAUCAGCCCCCAUGGAGGCGAAUGAAAGCCAGGCGAAUGAAAGUGUUGACGCAGCCCCUAAUGAAAAGGAGGCAGCUAUUGUGGACUGGAGUGGCCCCAAUGACCCAGAAAACCCCCAGAAUUUCCCCAGGUGGAGGAAGUGGACGAUCACAAUCAUGCUAGGGCUCAUGACAAUCUGUGUCACAUUCGCCUCUUCAGUCUUCAGCACGGCGACAAAAGUGACAGGCAAGAAGUUUCAUGUCUCUUCUGAAGUCAUGGUCCUAGCCGUCAGCCUUUUUGUGUUGGGCUUUGCUUUUGGCCCUGUAAUAUUUGGCCCCUUGUCCGAGCUACAUGGGCGGAAGAAACCCCUCUUUAACCUGCAGACCAUCUUCAUAUGUCGAUUCUUGGGUGGAGUCUUUGCGAGUGCUCCCCUUGCCAUUGUCUCUGGUGUAUUGGGCGAUAUGUUUGAGCCGGUGGAACGUGGGAUUGCAAUGUCCAUUUUCGCUAGCGCAACCUUUGUAGGCCCAGUUGCGGGGCCCAUUGUCGGUGGAUUCGUGGUGAUUUCCUUCCUUGGCUGGCGCUGGACAGAGUAUAUCACGGCAAUUUGGGCUUUUGCAUUCUCUGCUAUCGGCCUUUUUGUCAUCCCCGAGACAUUUGAGGGGACUAUACUCACCCAACGUGCCAAAAGACAACGGGUCGAAACCGGCAAUUGGGCUCUCCAUGCUAGAGCGGAAGAGAAAGUCGUCAGCCUUCGAGAUAUCAUGACGCGGUAUAUCCUUCGACCGUUUCAAAUGCUAGCGCUGGAGCCGAUUUUGCUCCUGGUGACGCUGUAUGUUGGGUUCAUAUAUGGGUUUUUGUACAUUACCUUCGUGGCCUAUCCGAUUUCAUUCCAGGAGCAACGUGAGUGGGACGAAGGAGUCGGUGCCUUGCCCUUCAUCGCCAUCAUCUGUGGUGUAUUUGUUGGGUGUUUGAUCAUUGUCGCCUUUUCUGUAACCCGCUACCGAGAGAUCAUUCGCCGCACAGGAAUUGUUAGCCCCGAAGAAAGGCUGAUCCCGAUGGCCAUAGGAGGUAUCUUCCUACCUAUAGGGAUGUUUUGGUUUGGAUGGACAUCAAGCCCGAGUAUUUCAUGGGUUCCCCAAGUCAUCUCGGGGAGCUUUUUGGGGGCAGGGGUCUUGCUUAUCUUCUUGCAGGGACUCAACUAUAUCGUUGAUGUGUAUCCCAUGUAUACCAACUCCGCGAUAGCAGCAAAUUCAUUGUUUCGCUCUCUGUUGGGAGCCGGGUUCCCAUUGUUCGCCUCGGCCAUGUUUCACAACCUUGGCGUGAAUUGGGCAAUGACCCUGUUGGGCUGCUUAACUACCCUUCUGUUCCCAGUGCCCAUCGUGUUUUUCAUAUAUGGUCCAAAGAUCCGGUCCUGGAGUAAGUUCAGCGUGAAGAACGGAUGA
This is a messenger RNA of Penicillium salamii, 1542 nucleotides long. NCBI's taxonomy places the organism in Eukaryota, Fungi, Ascomycota, Eurotiomycetes, Eurotiales, Aspergillaceae. The record is from the annotation of a GenBank genome assembly.